Zychaea mexicana is the source of this 963-nucleotide messenger RNA. RefSeq names its product P-loop containing nucleoside triphosphate hydrolase protein. The record is from RefSeq and is a predicted model, not a curated record. The transcript is spliced from 3 exons. Gene Ontology annotation, molecular function: ATP hydrolysis activity; DNA replication origin binding. The coding region runs from base 1 to 963 and encodes 320 amino acids. Lineage: Eukaryota; Fungi; Mucoromycota; Mucoromycetes; Mucorales; Lichtheimiaceae. Gene Ontology annotation, cellular component: nucleus. Gene Ontology annotation, biological process: mitotic DNA replication checkpoint signaling.
AUGAUAAAGUUUUGGAACGACCACGUUCUGGGCAACAAGCCUGGCUGCUUAUACGUGUCUGGCUCGCCCGGCACUGGCAAGACCGCCAUGUUGGCAGAAAUCGUACGCAGCCACGAAGACGUUGUAUCAGCGCUCGAUUCACAUAAAGUAAAAGAGGUCGUGAUUAACUGCAUGAGUAUCCGUGAACCCAAGGGCAUCUACACAAAACUGGUCACUGAGCUCAAAACGGCACGACAAGCAGUGCAAAGUGAUGUUGUCAAACAAGCAGAGCAGCUCUUGAAUGGAAAGAAGAAUGUUCUCAAUGUGGUCAUUUUAGACGAAAUUGACCAUUUGAUUACAAGAGACCAGGAUGUGUUGUACAAGAUUUUCGAGUGGGCCUCAUCGCCUGCUUCCCGUCUUGUACUUAUUGGUAUUGCCAAUGCUUUGGAUCUUACCGAUCGACUGUUACCUCGUCUACGCACAAAGAACUGUGAACCACAACUCCUCGACUUUAACCCUUACAAAGUCCCAGAAAUCAGCGCAAUCAUCAAAGACAGACUCCAUUCCCUUGACGCCGAUUCCGCAGCACCUAAAGAAGGUGCGUCUCUCCCACUCAUGCAACCCAAUGCGGUUGAACUCUGCGCACGCAAGGUGGCCGCCUCCAUGGGCGACUUGCGCACUGCGCUGGACGUAUGUCGACGUGCGAUCGAACUUGCCGAAGCCGAUUGGAAGCGCAAAAAUCAGCAGCAAAAGCCGGUUUUGGGCGAGCAAAAGAACGAUGCAGCUCCACAACAAUCCAAAAAUGUUGAUAUUGUGAAGGUUGCUAUUCCACAUAUCAUGAAGGUCCUUCAGUCUGUGUUUGGAAGUCCAGCGGUGCAGAAACUGAAGCAGUUGAAUCUACAGCAAAAAGUGGUAAUGGGCGUGCUCAUGGUCAUGAUGCGGAACGCGAAGAAAGAACAAAUCACACUUGGCAAGGUAAAAUAA